Messenger RNA from Schistosoma mattheei, 588 nucleotides. The record is from the annotation of a GenBank genome assembly. Lineage: Eukaryota; Metazoa; Platyhelminthes; Trematoda; Strigeidida; Schistosomatidae.
AUGAAACUAGUUGAAAAAGAAAGCAAACUUUCAUCAUCAUCAUCAUCAUCAUCAUCAUCAUCAUCAUCAUCAUCAUCAUCAUCAUCAUCAUCAUCAUCAUCAUCAUCAUCAUCAUCAUCAUCAUCAUCAUCAUCAUCAUCAUCAUCAUCAUCAUCAUCAUCAUCAUCAUCAUCAUCAUCAUCAUCAUCAUCAUCAUCAUCAUCAUCAUCAUCAUCAUCAUCAUCAUCAUCAUCAUCAUCAUCAUCAUCAUCAUCAUCAUCAUCAUCAUCAUCAUCAUCAUCAUCAUCAUCAUCAUCAUCAUCAUCAUCAUCAUCAUCAUCAUCAUCAUCAUCAUCAUCAUCAUCAUCAUCAUCAUCAUCAUCAUCAUCAUCAUCAUCAUCAUCAUCAUCAUCAUCAUCAUCAUCAUCAUCAUCAUCAUCAUCAUCAUCAUCAUCAUCAUCAUCAUCAUCAUCAUCAUCAUCAUCAUCAUCAUCAUCAUCAUCAUCAUCAUCAUCAUCAUCAUCAUCAUCAUCAUCAUCACUUAUCACACACUUUUCAUCACACUGGUUCAUCAACUGUACAAAAGAACGGUACGAAGCAUUUCUUUGA